AUGAACUUUUCAGUUCCUGCGCUCGACCGCCUUGUGGCGGAAAGAGCUUCGUCAGGGGCUCACCCGCCAGCCGAUGCGAAAGGCAGGAAUACCGAGGGACACAGCGAGCAGCGACAGGCGAACGCCCUCCACGGUCUGCUUGCCAGCAUCACUGGCCUCGUACGCAGCGCGCAAGCCAUUCCCGCAGGUGACGAAUACUCGAUUCGGACGAGCAACGCGGAGGCGGCGAAGGAGACGCACCAGGCGGCCGCGGAGACUCUAGAAGUUCUUUCGCUGGCGACGAGUCUCGGGCUGCCUGGGUCGGGGUUCGCUGACGCCAGCCGAGCGAACAUCUAUGUCCAUCGCAAUCUCUCAGGCGUCGGUAGGGAUGCCGCGGGGGACGCGGGAGCAGCGAACGUCGAGCGAGCCCAGGAGCGCAGGAAUCUCUUUCCAGCGUUUCAGGAUUUCCUCGACGACCUCCUGGACGAUGUUGACAAAGCCAUUGCGUUCCACGAACGCCACCCCAACGCACCUCUGCCUCCGCCGAACAAACUCAAGAACAACGGUGUUUCUGGCGGAGACGCCGGCGCGUCAGAUGGCAGAGCCUCGAACUCUCUUUUCCCUGAAGGCCACAUUACUGCGCUGUCUUUGGCUUCCUCGUCCUCCUCGUCUGCAGCGGCGCGCGCGUCACCUCGGGCUGGCGCCAGCCUGGCAGCUUGCGGGGCGAGGCCAGGGGUCCUGGCGGAGCUUGCGAGCGCAGUCCGGAACCGACCCCAGAGGCAGUGGCUCCACCUCAUCGACAACUUCGCGCCGCGUUUCGUGCCGCGGUUGCCUCACAAGCCGCACGCCAGAGAGCCGCUUCAUCCCGCCAUUGUCCGUGCGCAGGCAGUGCGGCUGAAGCGCAUGCGGCGCUUGCGGAAACUGCUGGAUGGCGAGGACGACGGAUUCGACGAUGCGCCACAGACGCAGAACAAACCGUCGCAGGCUUCAGCCGACUCGCCCAACUCGGCGAACGCCGCAGAGCGACCGCAUAACGGCAGCCGCGACGCAGCGGCCGCCAGCGCUGGAAAGGCAGAGACCAAGGCAAAAGGGAAGAGCGCGGCGUCGACAGUUGUGCUUCCGCCGUCGCUGUCUCUUCACCUUCACGGACGCGGCGUUCUGCCGACCGCCGGUUCCGGAGGCGCGUCCGCCGAGUCCACGGGCUCACCCGAGUCCCCAGGUCAGGGGGCCUCGCCGAAGCGGUCUGUGGAGGGCGAGGAGACAGAGCCCCUUCCGCACGUCUACGAGGCUGAACUGUCGGAACUCCAAUGGAAAGGCGAGGACGGGCAGGCCGUUGACGGCAUUUUCGGCGGCUCUGAUUUGUUUGAAAUUUGCAAACCUCGUCGGUGGAAGCCGCUGAAGGACACUCCGCUCGUGCGCAUCUCCACUAAGGAGGAGCUGCAGGCCAUUGUGGACGAACUCUCGAGUGGAGUUCACCCACUGGUCGCCAUCGAUCUGGAGCACCACUCCUUCCACUCCUACCGAGGCUUCACAUGUCUGAUACAGUUGAGCACGCGCGAAAAAGACUAUCUGAUAGAUCCCUUCCCGCUCUUCGAGCAACUCCACGUCCUCAACGCCGUCACUGCCAAUCCGCGAAUCCUGAAAAUUUUCCACGGUUCCGAGAGCGACAUCAUUUGGCUGCAGAGAGACUUCAGCGUGUACGUCGUGAACAUGUUCGACACGUGCGUGGCGGCGCGCGCCCUUGCGCUUCCGGGUGGUGCCUCGCUGGCGAAUCUCCUGCACACCUACUGCGACGUCGAGGCCAACAAGCAGUACCAGCUAGCCGACUGGCGUCGGCGCCCGUUGACUCCAGAGUUGGAGCUCUACGCCCGAAGCGACACCCACUACCUGCCCUACAUCUUCGACGUGAUGAAAAACCAGCUGCUGUCAAGGCCCGACAUGGGAGGAGCCGUUGAAGGCCCAGCGGUCAGCGGACUAGAGGAGGGCCUUCAAGUCACUGAGGCAGGCGCACAGGCAAUGCAGGUUACCAUGGAGCGGAGUCGCGACAUCUGCCUGAAGACCCACGUGCAGGGCCCGUUCGACGCCCCGACCGAGGCGGAGCUGCUGCUCAAGCGAAAUCGCGCUGGCUUGUCGCCUCUCUCCUACGUUGUUUUUAUCGAGCUUCUCAAAUGGCGGGACAACUUGGCGCGGCGUCAAGACCGCAGUCCCGUCUCCCUCGCCACGCCCGCCCACCUGCUUCUUCUCGCGCAAAAGCGCCCGACGUCCACGAUGGAGUUCAACGCGGCCAUUCGACCGGCGCCGCCAACCCUCCGCCACCACACGCGAGAACUGAUUCAGCUUGUCCAGAAGAGCUUGCUUGACGCGGCUGCGGCUCAGCGUGCAGCGAACGCCGUCGGUCUGUCUCCGUCGUUGCCUCCGACGCCCAGUGCGCCCGGCAGCCCCGAGCCCGUACUGGCAGCGAUCGAGAGGUCGGCGAGUCAAGAGGAGAAGAAAAGCAGAAAGAGGAAGAGCAGGCCGGACGAGGACGACUCCCCGAGCUGCUCUAGCAGUGACGACGACGAAGCGCUUCUUCCACAAGCAACUCUGCUUGAGCAGGCGGCGCGCAAGGUGCGUCUGGACGCUGCGCAGAAGGCCUCUGGCUCUUCUUCGCCAUGCCGCAAGAAGGAGUUUUCCGCAGAUGAAGUUGGAGACGUUUCCGCGGGAGCGUGCGAGAGUGCCUCGCUCAGCGCGAAGAGUCGCGAAGGCUCUGGCAUGCUGGCGCCCACGGGCGAAGGCGAAACAGCGACCGGGGACGGCGAUGCGAAGCCGGUUGCGCGCCCGCGGGGACGAAAGGCGCAGAGCUGCGGGCUGAUUGUUGCAGCAGGCGCAGAUGGAGAAUCGCUGGUCACCGUCCAUUCCUCCCUCGGAAACAAACGAAGACGAGUCGAGCUCCCGCGCGUGACGGUCAAAGUCGUCCCUCUGGCUUCAGUGGAUGCAGCCGCUUAUCCAGACUUUUUCGGCCGACAACGCUCUGCUAACUUCGCUUCUGCGCCUGCCAACUGUAGGCUGCGCGGAGAUGCGAAGUCUUCAGGCAAGCAAGCUUCGACCGAUGAGGUCGUUCAUCGUGUGUACGAGCAGAUGAAGUUGGUGGAGCGGCAUCACUUGCUUGUGAGUCACGAGGUCCUUGGCGACCCUUUUUCGUGUCUGUGUCUCCCGGCUUCGUCGUUCUCGGACGCUGACGGAGGGGCGGACGGAGAAGCGAACGCGGCCGCACUUCCUGCCGCCUGCCACGAAGAGCAGGGACCAGCGGGCGCAUGCGCCGUGGCGCCUGACGAUGCGUCAUCCGCUUCGAGUUCUUCCUCCUUCUUCCCUUUGCUGUGUGCGGUCCCCGUUCCACCUCCUCCAGCCGCACUCUUGAGCGUUCUUGCCGAGCGCGACCAAGAGGCAGGCCGCUCUGAGUCCGACCGCGAAGCGGAAGGGACGCACGCCAACGACGGAGACGCGCCAGAAGGAAACGAAUUCGACACCGGGGGGGACGUUGUCAUUGUGUCUCAGCAAACGAAGUGGAAACGAAAAGGCCGCAAGCGCGGGAAAUGUGGGAAACAGAAACCAAGCGAGCAGGGGGAAAAGCUCCGAGAGUCUGGGGCGGGCAGGCCAGCCGCCAUUCCACAGAGAAAUGCAGAAGACGCAAAGGCAAGCGGCGUACGCGGUGGAGGCGCAGCCUUGCGCGCGGCCGGUGCGGCUUCCCUCGCACAGGCCGCAUGCACCGUAGGCACGCCCGAGCUGCCGCUCCUCGCACCUGACGCAGCCUUGCGGCGCUCAAAAUUCAUGAAGGACAAGAAAUCUCAGCGGCCUGAUCAGACGCCGUCCUCUGGCAUCGCACAGGUCGACAAGCACGGGGCGGCACCUGCUGAAAGUGCUCCGAUUCCUGCAUCGGGGGAGAAGGGGGGGCAGGUCAGACAUGCUGAGAAGAGCAAGAAAGGAAGAAAGGAAGUGUCCUUUGCUGCAGGUGCGGAGAGCGGCACGGAAGACUCUGGAACCGAGAAGCAAAAACUCAGUUGGCUUCCUGCGGCGUUCCUCAGCCACGGUCUGACCGCUGCAGGACUCACUGUCCAGCAGACGGGAGGGAGGAGGGACGGGAAGGGUUCCGGAAAACCUCCACAUUUCAAAAAAGGCAAGAAGAAGGGGUUUUUUUAG
Molecule: messenger RNA, 4155 nt
Organism: Besnoitia besnoiti
Lineage: Eukaryota; Apicomplexa; Conoidasida; Eucoccidiorida; Sarcocystidae
Product: 3'-5' exonuclease domain-containing protein
Exons: 12
Coding region: 1-4155 (1384 amino acids)
Biological process (GO): nuclear polyadenylation-dependent rRNA catabolic process; histone mRNA catabolic process; exonucleolytic trimming to generate mature 3'-end of 5.8S rRNA from tricistronic rRNA transcript (SSU-rRNA, 5.8S rRNA, LSU-rRNA)
Cellular component (GO): nuclear exosome (RNase complex); nucleolus
Molecular function (GO): nucleotide binding; nucleic acid binding; 3'-5'-RNA exonuclease activity
Source: RefSeq, a predicted model, not a curated record